AUGUCUACUGUCUCUAAACCUUUUCUCGAUAUUUCCAAAAACAAACAAGUCUUCAAACGUGACGCCGAAAAGAUCGCAGGGUCCAUGUCAUCACAUUCCCUUGCAAAUCGACUCUCCACCAGUUUCAAGUACCAAGGCAGCAAUGGAGGGACCAUGAAAAUCGAGUUUAUACUUGACUCGGAGUCCUUCCCCUUCACCCCCGCCCCAAAUGUGCUUGUGGUCCAUGUGGAUGAGUGUUUCGCGAGUGAAGCUUUGAAGUUCGAGAAAGUUCGAAGUUCCGCGUGUUUCUUGAAAGUGUUUUUGUCGACGUACACUGGCAGGGCAUCGUUAUACGUACACACGAACUUCAACUACAUUAGACCAUACUUGCAUCUGCCAAACAAUUACGACAAGGCUAUUGACCUAUACUCUACGGUGAUUGACCUGAAUUCUACAUUCAAUACCUUAGCAAAUCGCAGUAAGGCAAAGUUGGGGGAAAUGCUAUGGGAGGAUGCGCUCCUCGACAUGCAAAAGUGCUGCAUGGCGCGCAAUGCUACGAUGAAGCCAUCGAAGCCUUCACAAUCAUGUUGUCGAAGUUGGAUGAUGCUCCUGAAGCUUAGAUAUGAGUACGUCUGUCCAUCAGAAGCAUUCGAAGAGCAGUUUGGAUUGAACUCAACAAUACUCCCUUCAUCUGCUCAACACCUCUACGGGCCUUUUGUGCGACCGAGCAGCAUAGCUGAACCCCUUCAAAACAAAUCCAGAGUACAAGGAGUUUUUGUCAUUCACAACGAACCGCUUGGAUCUCCAAAUGGAACGCAUCAAGGAAGUGGUGGUGACCAGGAUCAUACCUUAUCGCCAAGAAGUGUAGCCAACUCGACAACUCGCGUUUCUGGGAUGGUUCAUUCCUGGGCAUCAACACAAACGCUGCUACGCUGGGCGGGUUGGAUGGUUCGAAGGGCCCAAAGUUCAAGGGUACAGGAUGGCGAAAAGAUGCAUUUUGAACCCGGUGAUUGGGGCGAUGGAAGUUUCGACGGGAGUGAGAGUGCACUUCUGAAGACCCUCUUAGGGGAUGCUCGGGCUGCCUACUAA
Suillus plorans is the source of this 1068-nucleotide messenger RNA. RefSeq lists its product as uncharacterized. The transcript is spliced from 8 exons. The coding region runs from base 1 to 1068 and encodes 355 amino acids. The record is from RefSeq and is a predicted model, not a curated record. Lineage: Eukaryota; Fungi; Basidiomycota; Agaricomycetes; Boletales; Suillaceae.